Schistosoma guineensis is the source of this 3555-nucleotide messenger RNA. NCBI's taxonomy places the organism in Eukaryota, Metazoa, Platyhelminthes, Trematoda, Strigeidida, Schistosomatidae. The record is from the annotation of a GenBank genome assembly.
AAUCAAAUUUUGGGACCAGCUCUGGCGCAUAGGUUGUACUGUUUCCGUGCUAGGAGUUAACUUUCUGGGUUCCUACUCUACAAUUACCAGCUACAGCCCGUUUUUAAUUUGUGCAUAGUAUUGAUGUGUGGUGUGGGAUUUUGCCGUCGUAUUCACCAAAACUUAUGCAUAUGCUUAGCUAUAUACACUCUAUUUGAGUAUCGUAUUCCGUGUGCCCACUGUCAUGAUCAUGAUGCUACGUUAAAUAAACACUCAAGUGUGUUGUUUGCAUCACUUACAAAUGAUAGCGAGUAUAUGGACAAAGAAAUGCUCGCGAAUUUCCUGAGGUCCUUGCAUCUGUACGAAGAAUCUCCCCAUGAGAACGAUUCCAAAGAAGACAAGGUUAGUCAUAGAUGACAUCACUUACGGGAUAUCUCGUGCAUUUUCAUGAACUGAUAUUGACAGACAUAACUUGCCAAUUCGUCAGCUCGAUCCUGGUAAAUACGUUUCCUGAAGAACACUUACCAAACAUUUUGCUCAAAAUCUCCCUAUUUUGGGGAAGAUUUUGUCCGUUUUGGGUAAAUUUUGGGAAGCCGCAGUAGAAAACUUUGAUGAAGUUUUUGAGAAAAGGCACAAAGCCCCCAAAAUUUUCAUAGGUUUGGGGAAAAUCGCGAUGCUUUAUGCAUCAACGUUUUCUAUGUAUAACUUCAUUUUAGAUUGCGUAGUGUUUUUGCCAUUAUCUAAGUGUUUUGCACGUCACUUUCCUACCGUUCGUCGUCGUUCCCCUUAUCUUUGUUUGUUGAUGCAGCUCAUUCUUUGAAUGUUCUCCUCUCUUCGUGCAUAUACAGUUUUACAUUGUUGUGCUACAUCAAGAUACACUCGCUCUUCAAAUCUAUGUAUGAUUCUUCCGUUUGCAGGAUCUUGGAACUAUCGUCAUGUACAUCAUGUAAUAGACUUCACAAACAAUGAAUUACUUCCCUGUGCAGAAGUUUCCACUUUCCCGUGUGAUGAAAACGUUUUGUUUUAUUGUGUUAUAUUAAUUUCCAAAAAGAAUUUCUUAUGCUUAAACCAUGUGUAAGGUGUGGCUGUUUAUGGUGUAAAGUGAAUUCAGUCUUAUUGGUUCUUGUCCGAAGAUUGUUUACUGCUAUAGAGACUAACAGUGGAAACGUUAUUUUCGUUUUCCGAUCACUUUCGUUCCAAUAGAUUUCUUAUCCAUCGCUUACUGUGUGUAUCGUAACAUUCAGAGAUUUUAAAAUCCAUUUUCAGUCCCGAAUAAAAGCCAGAUGGUUUGCUCUAUCACACCUAGUCUACCUGGAUAUGAUAGGUCUUUCUGAGUAUAGCUAGGUCUCGCUAUCUUGGUUUCCUGAUUUGAAUAUGUACAUGUGGUCAGAACGUUUAUGGUUUUCCUUAUGUAUUUCAGGUUUAAUGAUAUACGAUUUGUCAUCCAGUGGUGUGUUAAUUUUUCUCUCACUAAGCGCUGUUUAAAUAAACUUCAUUGUACUCUAGAUAAUGUGGAUUUAGCUAAGCUGUAGGAUAUGAUCUUAUGGCUUACUGAAUGCCAAACUGUUCUUUGCUUCUAUAAACUUAAUUUUCAGCGGAACUAAGGUGUGCCUCGAUUUUUUCAAUUCUACAAGUUGUUUAGUAGUUCUCACCUACUGCUAGUAACAUGUUACCUUUACAUCUGUACUAUUUAGUGUUUCACGGCAAGUGAAAUGUUCGAUUUAUUUUCUCCCAAUCACUCACAUCUAAACCAAACGGAUUUUCAUGCGUUGUUGCCGACUAUCGUUUAUGAGUUAAAAACUGGAGUUUGUAAGCACAAUCAUGUACACGAAGUAGUUCCUUCAACGCACGAGUUCAGUUGGAAAGCCUUUCUAGCUGCAAUCGGUGCUGUGCUUUUGGUGAGCUUUUCAGGACUUAUUGUUGUAUGUUUGGUACCUCUAAUGUCCCGAAGUUUUUACAAUGUUGUAACUCAAUUCCUUAUAGCGCUUGCAGUUGGGUCACUUGCUGGUGACGCCUUUCUUCACUUAAUACCUCAUGCUUUUUCUGGUGCUGGACACAUCCAUCACAACCAUGAUCACGAAACUAAUAUUGUUCAUGAACAUACUGACGAACAUCACCACGAAUCUAUAUCAUCAACAAAACUCAGCUCGCACCGGAAAAUGAUUUUGGAGGCACUCAUAGCUCUACUAGGCAUUUAUAUAUUUUUCUUAACUGAGCGGCUUACCAUCAUCUGCCAAAAUAAAAUGUCUAGACGGAAGUUGAAACGUCAACAUAGUACUGCAUUGAACGAAAGCCAGAUGUGUAAUUGCUCUCCUGAACGACCCAUGGAUAAUAGUCGUUGCGUAGAUUAUCUUAAUGAAAAGCAAAUAAGUGGUUCAGAUGGUGCUAAUCAACCGCACUGGUCGUUCAACAACAAUAUUGUGCCGCCAACAGAUACAAUUGAGGCGGUAGCAAAUAUUGAUCAACAACAUUUUAACGGUGGUGGUGUUGUUGUUGAAGGUCACUAUGCAAAACUAUCCGAUUUGAGAAAGUCAUCAGUGCACAAUAAUAAUAAGAAUAUUAAUAAUGAUAAUAAGCAAACAUCUGUCAUAAAUAAUGGAGCAUCCGUAGUUGAUAUGCUUGAUGUGAAACAAAAUAAUACUACAUUAGAGCUUGCGAACCCUGCUAAUAAUACUCCUUCACAAAUUGGUAAACGUAAUGCAAUUUUAAGGACGAAUUCGUCAUUCGAUUAUAUUGGUGGCGGGGAACAAAUUCAAACACAUCCACAUCGUGAUAAACCACAUGGGCAUCAUCAUGGUCAUAGUCAUGAUUUAAGUUCUGUUCGUGCAAUUGCUUAUACUAUAAUUGCUGGUGAUGGAUUACAUAACUUUUGUGAUGGUAUAGCUAUUGGCGCUGCAUUCGCGAAUGAUAUGCGUGGUGGUCUGUCAACUUCAAUAGCUGUAUUAUGUCAUGAACUCCCACAUGAACUAGGUGAUUUUGCUGUUUUACUUCAUGCUGGAAUGUCUGUAAAAUCAGCUUUAUUUUAUAAUUUAUUAUCCAGUAUAUUAUGUGCUGCUGGUAUGAUUAUUGGUUUUUUACUUGGUGGAAUGCAUUCAUUAGAUACAUGGAUAUUUAUGUUAGCUGCUGGAAUGUUUAUUUAUAUUGCAUUAGUUGAUAUGAUGCCAGAAUUAUCGGCUAAUCAACUUAAAGGUAAUCGACGUUGUCAUCAACCGAGUGUUUUAUUUAUAUGGCAAAAUUUUGGUAUCCUUUUAGGUUUCUGUAUAAUGCUAUUAAUAGCAUUUUAUGAAUUUCAAUUUAUAUCACAUUAACCAAACAAAAAAAAUAUUUUUUUUACAUCGUUUCAAAUCAUAUUUCUUUAAGCACCCCCACCCAUCCGCAACCCCUCACCCCCCACCUAUCUCUUUUUUUCUUUUCUUUGAUGAAAAAAUAAAGAAAAAAUAUUGAUUAUUUCCGUUGACAAAUUACAUUUCUAUUUUUUUUCUUUAUCUUUGCAUCUUUUUUUUAUUUACCCAAUUUGAUGUAAUUAAGAAAAACCAAACAUUAUUCUCUCUUUUUUUUGUUUGUUUUUUUUCCCCU